Molecule: messenger RNA, 630 nt
Organism: Hibiscus syriacus
Lineage: Eukaryota; Viridiplantae; Streptophyta; Magnoliopsida; Malvales; Malvaceae
Exons: 4
Coding region: 145-615 (156 amino acids)
Source: RefSeq, a predicted model, not a curated record
UAGGGAGAUCUGAUUCACAUGUUUAUGUAUUUUAUGCCAGAAAACGCUUGAUUUCUCUCAUUUCAAUUGGUUGCUUGAAUCUGAUCCAUGGUCUCUCUUUGUCUGUUAACUGAAUGAGCAAUGUGAGCAAAAUUAGAUAAGAUAAUGGAGGUUGAAAGGAAACUUUCCAAGGGAGGAUUUCUUCAAUUGUUUGAUUGGAAUGGUAAAUCUAGGAAGAAGCUCUUCUCGAACAAUUCCGAGUUACCGGAAGAAUCAAAGAGAGUAAAACCCGAGGAACAUGUAGUGAAGCCGCCGCCUCUUAUGAUGGAGGGGGAUGAGUACACUGCCGCGUCGAAUAAUAGGUUAAGCGGUGAUUUUAAUUCUUCUUCUUCGGUGACUAGCGACGAAGGAUACGGAUCUAGAGUGCCUGGAGUUGUUGCUAGGCUUAUGGGGUUAGACUCAUUGCCGACACAAAAUGUCUCCGAGUCUUCUUCUGUCCCGUACUCAGGGUCUUGCUCUCUUAGAGUAUCGCAUUACGAAAGAAGUACUCCUAGUUUAUGGAACGAACAUCAACCCACAGACUACACUAACAUCUCUAACAAGCUUGACAGGUCGUCUUCAAAUCACUCACCAUAAGCUUUUGUCUACUAU